GAUGAUGUACAUUUCCGUUUGGCAUAAUCUUUGUGAGCGUUUGAUUUGUUGUUAUGUUUAUGAGUUAGUAUAAACGGUACUGUGUAAAAUUGUCAUGUUUUAAUUUGUUACGUCGAGAUUUUCUUCAAAAAUCUUAAUUGAACCGAAGUUCGAGCAGUUAUAAACAUAAGCUGUUCAGGUCUUUUAUAAGUUUAAUAUAUAACUAUAAGUGGGCGAUGGAUUUUACCACAUGUUUAGAGCUAGCCUUGGAGGGAGAGCGACUUUGCAAGUCUGGGAAUUUCAAUGGUGGUAUAGCAUAUUUUAAUGCUGCCAUUCAGGUUGGAGCAGAUGAUCCAAAAACACUCAGUGCCAUCUAUAGCCAACUGGGCAAUGCCCACUUCUAUCUAGGAGAAUAUGGAAAAGCUUUAGAAUAUCAUAAGCUUGACCUUACAAUAGCCAGGGCUAUGGGUGAUCAGAUUGGAGAAGCAAAAGCCAGUGGUAACCUUGGAAACACACUAAAAGUAAUGGGGAAAUUUGAAGAAGCUGUCAUUUGCUGUAAGAGACACUUAGAAAUUUCAAGAGAUUUAAAAGACAAGGUUGGUGAGGGUCGAGCUCUAUACAACCUUGGGAACGUGUAUCAUGUCAAGGGUAAACACAUGGCUCGUUUAGGUCAGCAGGACCCAGGAGAGUUUCCUGAAGAGGUGAAGGUGUGCCUAGAAAAAGCAGUGGAGUACUAUGAACAAAAUCUGACUCUUGUGAAGGACAUAGGGGACAAAUCUGCACAAGGACGUGCUUGUGGAAACUUGGGAAAUACAUAUUACCUUCUAGGAGACUUUCCUAAAACUAUUUCAUAUCAUCAAGAGAGGCUCAGCAUAGCAAGAGAAUUUGGAGACAAAGCAGCCGAACGCAGAGCCCACAGCAAUUUGGGUAAUGCACAUAUUUUUCUUGGUGAAUUUGAAACUGCAGCUGAACACUACAAGAAAACUUUGAGUCUUGCUGAGGAACUGGGAGACAGAGCUGUAGAAGCUCAAGCUUGUUACAGUUUAGGCAAUACCUACACGCUUCUUCAUGAUUAUCUCACUGCCAUUAAAUACCAUCUUCGACACUUGCAAAUAGCCAAGGAAUUGAAAGACAGAGUUGGUGAAGGUCGAGCCUGUUGGAGUCUUGGUAAUGCUUAUUCUGCUAUUGGUGAUAAUGAGAAGGCACUACAAUAUGCUACAAAACAUUUAUAUAUUGCAGAACAGAUUGGGGACAAAGUUGGUUUAACCAGUGCAAACAUGGGAGUUGUUGAGUUGCAAAAUAUUUUAGGUGCUCAAAAUCACAUAGAAGACAAAAUUACACAUGGAAGUAUGGAAAACACACCAGCUAAGAUAAGAGUUCGAAGGGUAAGCAUGGAGAGAAUGGAUCUACUGAAGCUGACACCUGAAAGUAAUAUAUCAAAGGAAAAUAAGGAAAAUAUGACCUCAAGCAAAGAAUCUCCCAAAAAGGUUCUUAUAAGUGGAGAUAACCGCAGAUCUAGUAAGGACUCUCCUAAAUCAGGAGAUAGCCAAAAUUCAUCCUCUAAAGAAAAAAUUGGGGGAAGCUCUUUUGACCAAGAUUCCUUCUUUGAGCUACUGAGUCAGUUUCAGAGUAAGAGAAUGGAUGAUCAGCGGUGUUCCAGAGCUCUCCUUGAACGCAAUACGGCAAAUGGAACUUCUUCAACAACACUCCAUCAUGCUUCUCUACAGUUAGACAAUGAAGACCAAGAAAAUCAAAGUAUGAGAGAAGACCUAUUUGAUCUGAUUGCUGGAAUGCAGAGUCAGAGAAUGGAUGAACAAAGAGCGAGCUUACCAACUCUACCAGGACUAGGUAUUUCAAAGAGCCUCAGAACCAGGAAUCAGUUCAUCAGUAAUAAUUCUCUGGAACAACAUCGUCAUCUUUUACACAGAAUGUCUGUAGAUACUGCAGCCUUGCCAGAUGAUGACUUCUUUGAUACAUUGAUGAGAUGUCAGUCCACAAGAAUUGAAGACCAAAGGAGCAGUAUGCCAAAUAUUGCAUCUCAGCCAGCUAGGGCUUUAAGUUCCAAAAUAGUUCCAACAUCCCAACAUGCACCCACAGUUCCAGAUGAUGACUUUUUCAGCCUCAUAUUGCGCUUCCAGGCCGGGCGUAUUGAUGACCAGAGGUCAGCACUGCCUUCCAAGUCCACCAGUGAAUUGGAUACUAUUAACAAAAAUAGUAACAGAACUUGUAGCUCAUCUCGUUCACGCAACCUCCUGAAAUCCAGUCUUGGACAUGGACUACGUGGCUCUUAUUCCUUGAAGUCAAAGAAGUACUGAGAUCAAGCAUAGUUUUUGGAAUGUUUGGUUGCAAAUCUACAACAGCCACUGUUGCAAGAAAAUAUCUGUAAUGUUAUUUACCCUGUAUUAUUGUUGCACUCUUUUCUAAAUGUUGAUUAUUGCAACAGCAUUGCUCAGCAAUUUUUUAUUCACCUUCAUGCUGACUAUAUUUUCCCACAAUUUCAGAGAUAGAAGAAUAUAAAAAAAAAA
This is a messenger RNA of Limulus polyphemus (Atlantic horseshoe crab), 2504 nucleotides long. RefSeq names its product G-protein-signaling modulator 2-like. The coding region runs from base 216 to 2294 and encodes 692 amino acids. Gene Ontology annotation, cellular component: membrane. Gene Ontology annotation, molecular function: serine-type endopeptidase activity; GTPase regulator activity; protein binding. The record is from RefSeq and is a predicted model, not a curated record. NCBI's taxonomy places the organism in Eukaryota, Metazoa, Arthropoda, Merostomata, Xiphosura, Limulidae. The transcript is spliced from 14 exons.